Molecule: messenger RNA, 4130 nt
Organism: Anas platyrhynchos (mallard)
Lineage: Eukaryota; Metazoa; Chordata; Aves; Anseriformes; Anatidae
Gene: POU2AF1
Product: POU class 2 homeobox associating factor 1
Biological process (GO): positive regulation of transcription by RNA polymerase II
Cellular component (GO): RNA polymerase II transcription regulator complex; nucleus
Molecular function (GO): POU domain binding; DNA binding; transcription coactivator activity
Source: RefSeq, a predicted model, not a curated record
UUGCCCCUGGGGGAGAGACGGGGGCCAGGAGGAAGCAGCCUGUUGGCAGCUGGGAGUGCAGUGGCUCUGACUCGCAGUGCAGAGAAGUCAGAGCUUUUCCUUUCGCUUCCCUGUGCUUAGUGUGAACAGUUUCUCUGGGAGUUUAAGGAUGGGAAUUCCACUUUGACAGUCCUCAUGAUCUGGAAGUUGUUGCUCCCCGUUGUCCCAAGCCAAACUUGAGAAAAUGGUGAAAAUGAAGAGGAAGAAAGCCAUCCCAUCCGCCCACUGUGCUGAAUGCCAUGAAGUGCCAAAUGUGGGUACCAGAAAGGCACAGAGAGAGCUUUCUUUUCAGCCACUGAAUAUUUAAUGACUCAACAAAGAGGGACCAAAGUCUUUACUGCAGCAUGUUACUGGCUUUUGUGCAUUGAGACUCCAGCAGAAACAUGGGACAAGCCUUUCUGCUGCGUUGCUUUCGUAACUGGUGAAAGCCCCAGCUUUCUUGCCUCACCUUGCCAGCUUCCAGAGCUAGUCAUGCGAUCCAUAGCGCCCUGGUCUUGGAGGAACUGUUCAGCGUCAUGAAGAACAACACAGAGCAAGGGAAAAUAUAGAAGUGGUUGUGGUUGGAGGAUGUGAUGACAUCACAGACUUCAGCGGGAACACGGGGCUUUUAAAAAGCUGAAAGAAACAUCCUGACAGUCAGUUAUCACAUCCCCCGUAAAGGAGUCAAACACACGUUAGCCAUUAGAAAGCCCAACUGUCUUCAUCAAAGAGAAAAAAGACUCCGUCCUGCCACAGAAUAUGCACUGGCAAAAAUCUUCUGCUCCCGAACAACAACCGCAGCCUCGCCCCUACCAAGGUGUCCGCGUCAAAGAGCCAGUGAAGGAGCUAUUGAAAAGGAAACGGGGAAAUGUUCACAACACCAGUACCACAGCAGCUACAACGGUUGUUUUGCCCCAUCAGACGCUCCCUUCCUAUUCACCAAUGGGCCAGCCUUGCGCCGAUAUGGACGGUGCAGCCCCCGCGCUGCCUGUGACAGACGAAGGAGCUCUCUGUUCCGGCUGGCUCUCCCAGCCCUCUCCCACAUCCUUGCAGCCUUUAACCCAGUGGACCCCUUACCCUGACUACGUGUCCCACGAAGCAGUCAGCUGUCCGUACAGCGCCGACAUGUACGUGCAGCCCAUGUGUCCCAGUUACACGCUGGUUGGACCCUCGUCUGUUCUGACUUACACCUCGCAGCCACUGAUCACCAAUUUUGCACCCCGAAGUGCCACCCCGGCCGUGGUGCCGCAGCUGGAGGUGGCGGAGCAGCAGCCACCCCUCACGUACUUCCCGUGGGCACAGCCUCUCUCCGCGCUGCCGGCCUCCACCUUGCAGUACCAGCCGGCUUCUUCCACGCUCCCUGGGCCCCAGUUUGUGCCCUUGCCCAUCUCCAUCCCCGAGCCGGCCCCCCAGGAGCUGGAGGACGCCCGACGGGUCAUCGGCACGCUGCCCAUUGAGAAGCUGCUCCUAGAAGAUGAAGACAAUGAUACAAUUCUACAUAUUUAUGCAGCUAAAGGUAUGAGGGCGUUUGCCUUGGCAGCUGCAGAGCGCAUGAAAGAGCUGCGAAGACUUGAUGCCAAAGAGCACCGAGGAAAGACUCCUCUGCUGGUGGCUGUCACGGCCAGGCAGCCAGCUAUUGUCUAUGAUUUGAUCCAGACAGGAGCAGAUGUCAGUGCUGUAGACAACAAGGGGCAGUCAGCCUUGCAUCUCGCUGCAACGUACGGGUACGCCCAGGUCCUGCAGGUUAUACUGUCACUCGGUUUUCCUCUUGAUUUAGAAAUGAAGAAUUUUGAAGGCCAUACCCCCCUGCACUGUGCUGUCCUGGCCCACAACGCCCUGCUGCGGGAGCAGGGGCACCCAGGGGUGACGAAGGAGCAGCAGGAAGGUCUCCAGCACCAGAGCGAGGAGCUGGAGAGCUGCAUCCAGCUCCUGGUGCAGGCAGGAGCCUCCAUCUACAGCCGGGACGUGAAAAGCAACAAGACAGUUCUGCAUUACACAGUCCAGGAUGCCAACAUCUCCCUGCUUAGGUACUUCCUGGAGCUGAACGCUUUCAAAUCCAGGGAUUUUGUCAACAGCAAGGCUCAUGGCAACACAGCUCUGCACAUGGCAGCUGCCCUGCACUGCCACAGGAACCAGAAGGAGAUCAUCCAGCUGCUCCUCGACCACGGGGCGGACCCGAGCAUCCGAAACUUGGACAACGAUCAGCCGAUCCACAUGGCUCCUCCUGGGAAGGCCGGGGACCAGAUCAGGCAUUUGCUGAAGAAAGGGAAAAUUGCAUCUGCAUUUAUUUCCUGCCGCCGAAAUGCCAGGUCCUAGGUUGCCUGCUCUUUCUGGAAUGGUUUCCACUUCACCUGAUCGCAGAAAGCCUCCUAAAAACCCCUGUGAGGACAGUUAAUCGACGUGUCUGUGCCCCUAAAAUCUUUAACCCCGAGUGGGACGACAGCGUUUCUCAACCUGUGGCCUGGGGACCGUGAGUAGCACGUAAGAUACCCAGAGAUAAAAUUGGGAAUGGUUGAGAAGUUUAGUUUGCAAUAACCCCGUUGCAUAAAUUAACAAACAUUUGGAGCGUGGCCACUCUUUGGCUUGGUGGCAGUGGAAACCCCGUGGUGGUGGCAGAGCACAAGGUGAUCCUUUGGCUGUAAAAGGUUGAGAAAUGCUGCUCCAAGGCACGCUCACCCUGUGCCUCCGUUAGGUCCUGUACGGAGGUACCGGGUGAAAUGCUGAAGCCUUUGUGAUGUGCAAUUACCUCAGUUGCUCCUGCUAGCCUGGGAAUCCUGAACCUGAGGGAGGGAAAGGACUGGAUGGAGGAGGUCAAGCUAGCCCGGGGAGCUUUCCACGGCAUGGCACGGCCGUGUCCCCCCUGAAGAGCAGGCGUCUGACCUCAAGGCCUCCAGGGGAGGGUUCCUGCAAGCUGCUGCUAUCCCGUUUCUCAGCACUUUGGAAGAAAGCUGAAUCAGCUGCCACUGCUCCUCGCCCCACCCCGAGAAAGGAAAGCAGACGCCUGAAGUAUGAGUGCCUGGGGCAGGUUCUGAGCAGCGCAGGUCCGCAUGGCUCCAGAGAGGUUCCUGGGGACGGGAUGCCUCUGAGAGUCUGAUCCGACCCCAGCAUGGCAAAGAAUGAUGUGAGAGCACCUCAGGGCAAGAAGCUCAGCUCUCCCCGGAGAUAAAGCCUGUGCUGGAGACGGAGCCUUCCCUGGGGUCUGCAGCAGCUUCUGGGGGGACAGGGCAGAAAACCUUUAAGGCACGUGGGGCUGCCCAGAGGGUCAGAGGGCAACGUGGCCAGUGCUGUCCUGUUCCCACUCCUGCCUAAGGGGGCCUGUUAGUGAACUCUUAUUCUUUCUGUGAAAUGAUUUGUAAAUUGCUGUGCAAUCAGCUGGCAGCGGUGUCUCUGCCGGGUCAGCAGGAGUGGAGGUAAAUGCCUCCAGGGAGGGAAAGCUGUGUUUUGGUAACCCUUGCACGGAGGGUGCCUCAUCUCCAGUGCACGUUCCGAAUUUUGCUGCUUUCUUAGUCUUGCACAAGUUAUUUUUCUUCUAUCAGGGCUGAACAAUGAGGCGAAGGGCAAAUCUCUCAAAUCACUGCAGCGAUUUCCUUGAUCUGGCUAACUCAAAGAGACGAGGGUUGUAAGGUCUUGUGGGUCGAGCAAACCCGGUCUGUUCAAACAACUGCUUGAACAAAAGCUCUUAAGAAAGGCAGGUAUCCUGAUUAGAGAUCUUCUGACUUCCCCAGCCCUCCUCCUUGCUGUUUUGCUACUGCUUCUCACUACAUCACGUCGACGAACCUGCCAACAUCCUCUGACAAAAGAGCAGACAUAUUUGCAUGUGUUUGCAUAAAUUUGCAUGCAUCUGGGCACAGGCCAUCCAAAGCAUGUGCUUUCUUACAUUGAAGGGAUGCUGUAACAAGCCCCAAAUCGAGUGAGAGCUGUGUUGGUGAUUGUCCAGACAAAUGGCCAAUAAAUUAUCUCUUUCUUGAUCUCGCUAGCAAUGAAACUGUAAAACCGUGACGGGCACUUGGCAAGUGAGGCACCCAGGAAGAUGUAAAAAGCUUGUUGCCAUCUAGAAUUGCCUGGGAGGUGACCUGUUGUAGCAAGAAAAUAAAUACACGAGCUGUUUUCUA